UCGACUACAACGUGACGGUCACAUUUGGACACUGUGCGACGAGGCCGCGAUGCUCAUGUUGUGUUGUGAUCCCCCGUGCCUGCACCUCAUCACCGCGCCGUCCUGCUGAAGCAACUCCUGUCUGUGAUGAUCGCUGCCUCAACACACCAACACCCAUGCGCGCCCAGCAGCCCACACCGGCCAUGAAGGAUGGUGCUUUGGAGUAGCAACUGAAUAGUCUGGACUCAGGACCAAGAUCGCCCUUGAUGGGCCCAUGGCAAUUUGUGUGUGAUAGCUAAUAUACGAGGCUUGAAACGCCCUGUCGCAAUCCAACAUCUCAUCUGACAGCCGAGCUCCAUCGACCAUGACUCUCCCGGCUCUUCCAAACUCCUCCAACUUCCUUGGUGUGGCCCUGGUGAUCAACAGGAAUCGUGAUGGGCCACGAUUCGUCUUCCAUUACCCUCCUCACAUAGUCGCUGUCGAGGACCGGCACACAGACGGCAGCGAGGACGGCGUCGAUGAGGAUGACAUCUUGCUGGAACGCGCCGCCGCGCCCAUGGACGCAUCAUCGCCCUACAACCUCAAUGUUUCUGACAUGCUUCCAUGGGACCAGGAUGACCACAUCGUCACCGACAGUGGUACCCAGAUUGUACCCUGGGAGUAUGUCGCUGGGCUCCCGACCAAGGAUCUGGAGAGCAUCCUGACCCCGGCCAGGGCAUAUCAUAAAACGCUUUUCCAGAUAUCUCUGGAUCCCUUGUACUUUGUUUCAUAUCCUAUUCACAAGCCUGAAAACGGAAUUUGGAAAAAGAAGAGCAAGAAGAGGGAAAACCAGCAGAGGCAUAAGAACAGUGACGCCUCAAAAAGGGAGGACGACCAGCUGUCGCCACACGAAGACCCCUUGGACAGCGACACCGCCGCCAGAAAGGGAGAUGCAUCCCACGAGGACAACGCUGAUGCCAAGGAAAAGGCGGAAAAGUCCACCGUGGGAGCAGGCAAGCCCUCGGAAGAGGCAGAAGACAAGGUCAGCUCCAUGACCAUGUUCAAUCUCGUCUUCAUCCUCAACCCUAGGAAGCACGAGGCCAAGCACUUGAUCGAUACAAUGUACACCAACAUCAUCCGCAAGGUCAACAAGGCCUACAAAUAUGUUCAACAGCGCAGCGACUUUGUAUGGAAGGAGUCCAAGAAGAUCCUGUCCAUGAAGGACAAGGCGCGCGAGGAAAAGCGCAAGAUGAGCGUGUUGUGGGAGGAAAUCCUGCACAACUCGUCCCUGGCCGCAUCAAUGCAAGACCUGUACGACGCCAUCUCGCGCAACAAGAUCGCUGCGCUUCAGCUUGAUACCGGCGAAGCCACCGUCACACACUCGGUGCAGAUCCCCGUCCCUUUCCACAUCCCCGAUCUACCGCCUCUGGAUCGCGAGGAGGACAGCCGCGGCCUGUGGAUAACAACGGCCAACACCUUUGUCGGAGACAGUGACGCAUUUGAAGAACCACAUUAUCUUGACAAGAACUUUGCAUUGCUUUUGAUGGAUGACGACAAGAAGAUCAUUCAAGAGUUGUCUUCUGACCCCGAUGAGACUACACUGUCCAUGAUCGAGUUUGUCCGCCACUCGAAGCCCACCAUGUCGUUUCAUCAGGUCGCUCAACAGACAAACAACAUACUCACCCUCGGACAGGUGCGCAAAUUCGCGCAGCACUUCAUAUUCUGGCGACGCGCCAUCGCCAUACCUCCUCUCCAUGCCCGAGAUAUUUACAUCCUCAGCCCCAAUGCCGAUAUGAAGGCACUGCCACGCGCAAGUGCGGACUGGGCAAGGCAGUUCCCAUUUGCACCAGCAUUGCCGAACUUUCUCGCCGACCUCUCUGCCGCCCCGAGACCCUACAAGUGGUUUUGUCCCUCCAAGAGCUUCCGCCCUAGCUACCUUGAAAUGUUGGCGUGGCUCAUGCGCGGCGGGUGGGUGGCACAACUGUGCACCUUCGCGUACGUCGUUGUCUGGCCGGAGAUACUAUACGAAGUGGAGUACGCACUCGAAGCAGAGGAGGUGGCCAAGGCGAAGAGGGCACAAGUUGCGGCCGUGGACGACCUCGAGCACGGGUCGCCUGAUCAUGCAUCCAGCGCGUUGAGGAACCGGAGAGGCAGCGGAAGAAGCAAUGACAUUCUGGCGGGAAGCGUCGAGAACCUCGCUUCUUCCACGUCUACCCUUCAGCAACAAACAGGCAGCGUGGUGGGAACUGCCCUGGAGAGGAGCAUCGGUGAUCUCAGCUCGCUCUCCAUCGGGGACGAGGCUCAGCCGUCUCCUCUGCCCUCAUCGCCCUCGACAUCCGUCGUCCUCAGGGACACCUCCGCCCCGGGCUCCGAGGUACAGUCGCCGACCUCCGCAACGUCCCACGGCCGGCCGCAUUCCCAGCCCACCCUCGCCGAGCAGGUCGCGGAGAAGGCGCGCCUCGAGCGCAUAGCCGACAAGCUCGCACGAGAGCUCGCCGAGAAGGCGACGGCGCACGCGCGCAAGGCAGCACCAAAGGCGACUGACCACCCCAGCGUCAACAAGGCCCCGCACCUGGCCCACCUCAGCCCGCACAUCAUCUUGGAUGCGAAGAAGGCCACGGGCAAGGAAUCGCUCUACCUGUCCGCGAUCGCGAAGCGGCUGCGGGAGAGGAGGACCGCGGCACCGCCGCCGUCCAAGUCGAGGAAGGACAAGGCCAAGGCGCAGCCGACCCUUGGCGAGGGCAGCACCACCAAGAGGGCAGCUGCCGCGUCAGCAGCGGGCGGGAAGGACGGGAAGGCCGCCGGCGGCGAUGGCAAGGUUGUCGACUGGGACGAGAGGGUUGCGAACACGUGGCCGCUCUUCUGCAAGUAUUUCAACGGGCGGUGCGCGCUGGAGCGGAUCGCGCUGCAGGAGGAGAUGAAGAGGAAGGACGUAUGGAACUUGUUGACGGCAAUGAGCGAGUACCUGCAAACUGUCCGGCACUGGUAG
This is a messenger RNA of Diaporthe batatas, 2947 nucleotides long. RefSeq lists its product as uncharacterized. NCBI's taxonomy places the organism in Eukaryota, Fungi, Ascomycota, Sordariomycetes, Diaporthales, Diaporthaceae. The coding region runs from base 344 to 2947 and encodes 867 amino acids. The record is from RefSeq and is a predicted model, not a curated record. Gene Ontology annotation, biological process: negative regulation of TORC1 signaling; TORC1 signaling; positive regulation of autophagy. Gene Ontology annotation, cellular component: GATOR1 complex. The transcript has a single exon.